Messenger RNA from Gossypium arboreum, 1756 nucleotides. RefSeq lists its product as uncharacterized. The coding region runs from base 405 to 1442 and encodes 345 amino acids. Lineage: Eukaryota; Viridiplantae; Streptophyta; Magnoliopsida; Malvales; Malvaceae. The transcript is spliced from 4 exons. Gene Ontology annotation, molecular function: transcription coregulator activity. The record is from RefSeq and is a predicted model, not a curated record. Gene Ontology annotation, biological process: regulation of DNA-templated transcription.
AAACCUGCUUACAAUAAUCCAUGCCGGACCGGAGUACAGAUCUAACUUUUUAUUAUUAUUAAUCUUUGUCACAUAAAGCAAAAGGAUGGGAUUAGAUGUAGUGAGCUAUUUUGAGGGAGACUGAAGGGGGUAGGGGAAGCAGGCAUGUGGAUGAGUGGGGGAGACACCAAACUCAUCAAUUAACCCUCUUUGAAAUUAUUUGUAAAGCAAAAUAAAAAGGGCAGAACCAGUUACUCCCCCCAGUCUUUUUUCCUCACUCUUUUUUUUUUCACUUCUUACAUUUUGCUUCGUACAGUAAUGCAUUUUGUUGUUUUUGGGCGACAGAAAGGAAAACCCCAAAAGCUUAAGCUUACCCUUAAGUUUCUACACAGCCUUGCCUUAGUUUCCCUUUGAAGAAACCAAAGAUGCCCAGACCAGGUCCAAGGCCUUAUGUCUUUGAGAAAAAAUCUUGGCACAGUGAUGGACACCAACCCAUCAGAGGUUCUCUUGUUCAAGAAAUUUUCAGAGUUGUAAAUGAGAUUCAUAGCUCAGCAACUAAGAAGAACAAGGAAUGGCAAGAGAAGCUCCCUGUUGUUGUCUUGAAAGCUGAAGAAAUUAUGUAUUCCAAAGCAAAUUCUGAGGCUGAGUACAUGGACCUUAAAACUCUCAGGGAUCGAACAAAUGAUGCCAUUAACACAAUCAUUAGACGAAAUGAGAGUACUGAAACUGGAAAGGUUCUUCAACCUUGUAUUGAAGCUGCUCUCAAUUUGGGUUGCACAGCGAGGAGAACCUCGAGGAACCAACGAAAUUGUAGCCCAAGGUGUUACCUUAACCCAAGUACUCAAGAAACAGAGAAUACCACUCAAAGAAAUCCCAUGACCAACCCACAUUGCUUGGCUAGCUAUUCUGGCUUUGAAUCUGAGAAACACACUGGCUGGAACGGCUAUUUCACUGCUAACAAGUUUCAUAUUGCAUCUGAGAAUGAUUCUCUUCCUAUUAAUAAAAAAUGCUUACCCUUACAAAAGUAUUCAGUUUAUCCUCUUUACUAUGGUAACGAUCUUAAAACCGAAGAACUGGAGCAUGGUUUUGGGAUCAUCCAUAAGAUGAUUUCUGAUACAGUAGAGCCUGCUAAGAUGGUUGCCAUUCAUAAGCUCCUUUCUUUGGAUGUGGAGUCUUCAAAUGGGAUGAACCAAAUAGAUGCUAGAAAUACUUGUAAUAACCCACACCACAAAAGUGCCUGUGAUCUAUCGUUGCGGUUGGGCCCUCUUUCAACACCUUGCCUGAGUGUUGGAAACGAUCGGCCAGCAAUUGAUAAAAGUUUGCCUUCCUUUCAUAGGAGGAACAGAAAUGACCCCUUGAACUUAUCUUCAAAUUCGAACAACCAGAGCGUUGAAGGGGAACAUAUGUAUGUGGAUGCAUCAAUGAGAAAGAGAAAGACAGUUAAUGAUCCUACAAUGGAUUGACAACUUUGUUUGUCCUCCGAAGCUUUUCCUUACAGCCAUUCAACUGGAAGCCUGAAAAGUGCAGGAUCCUAGACUCAGCCCCUUUAGACCAUUGACAUGAACUUGGUGAGUUUGUGCGGCUGUUUGUUUGUCUUUUGUAGUGUUUCCGUAGUAAUUAAAAUGUUGCAAGAAUGAGAGUAAAUAAUUGAGUAGGUUUCAGUCUAAAUGUGGCAAUCAACAACGAACUAAGGGGACAGACCCUUGAUCCGCAAUGUAUAAAGAAUAUUCUCCUUUACAUGUUGCUGCUUGUACAACUUAUAACUUAGGGUUGAAAA